Molecule: messenger RNA, 957 nt
Organism: Diorhabda carinulata
Lineage: Eukaryota; Metazoa; Arthropoda; Insecta; Coleoptera; Chrysomelidae
Exons: 1
Coding region: 1-957 (318 amino acids)
Biological process (GO): DNA integration
Molecular function (GO): nucleic acid binding
Source: RefSeq, a predicted model, not a curated record
AUGUCAAACCUACCGAAUGAAAGAAUUAGGCCUACGCUUUCAUUUGAAGUGACCGGAGUUGAUUAUGCCGGCCCAUUCUAUAUUUUGAACAAACCAGGUAAAGGAGCUAAACUUAAUAAAUGUUAUUUGGCUAUUUUCGUUUGUUUUUGCACUAAGGCAAUACAUUGCGAAAUAGUAACUGAUUUAACUUCCAACAAUUUCUUAGCAUGCUUAAAACGCUUUGUAUCUAGACGAGGUGUUCCCAAAAUAAUAUAUUCCGAUAACGGAACUACAUUUCACGGCACUAACAACUUAUUGAAAGAUCUUAGUAAAUUUUUAUUUAACAAACAGGCCUCUAUUGUCAAUUCUACCAGUCAAUAUAAUAUACAAUGGAAGUUUAUUCCUCCGUACACGCCAAAUCAUGGCGGAUUGUGGGAAGCAGCCGUUAAAAGUUGCAAAUUUCAUUUGAAAGCUCUUAUUAAUAAUACUUACGAAGAAAUGUGCAUCUUAGUGAUACAAAUCGAAAGUAUAUUAAACUCUCGACCAUUGUUUGCGCAAUCAAAUGACCCUAAUGACUUGUCACCCAUUACACCAUCCCAUUUUUUAAUAGGUCGCGUUCUGACCUCCAUUCCCAACAUUGACUAUACUAAUACCAACAAGUAUCGUUUGACUCGAUUAGAACACAUCCAGAAACUCUACCAACAAUUUUGGCGAAGAUUUUCAAGACAAUAUAUUUCUCAGCUACAUCAGCAGUAUAAGUGGAAAGACGCCCCAUCAACUAUUUCUGUGGGCACUUUAGUCUUGAUAAAAAACACCCUAUAUCCACCAUGCCAAUGGCCAAUGGGAAUAAUUAGGAAAUUAUUUCCCGGAAGAGACGGCAUUACAAGAGUUGCUGAAGUCCAAACCCAUAAGGGACUAAUUAUUCGUUCCAUCAGACAUUUGUGUCCAUUACCAAGACAAGAAGACAUAGAAAAUUAA